This is a messenger RNA of Lasiodiplodia theobromae, 594 nucleotides long. RefSeq names its product Glycerol-3-phosphate dehydrogenase. The transcript has 2 exons. Bases 1 to 594 code for a protein of 197 amino acids. NCBI's taxonomy places the organism in Eukaryota, Fungi, Ascomycota, Dothideomycetes, Botryosphaeriales, Botryosphaeriaceae. The record is from RefSeq and is a predicted model, not a curated record.
AUGCGCUUCACCACCCUUUCUCUCGUCGCCGUUUCGGCCUUCUUCGGCUUCGCCGCCGCCCAGACCAGCACCAGCUCGGCCUCGGCCUCUGCUAUGUCUACCGUCUCCGACCCGAGCAGCGUCCCCGUGGCCGACCGCACCACCUGGUGCCGUGCUCAGCUGCAGACCUGCCCGACCCUCUGCGGCGGCAGCACCGCUAACAACACCUGCGACAUCAGCACCCUCAGCUACAACUGCACUUGCGACCCGGUCAUCGCCAACUUCAAUGUGUCCGACUUCGAGCAGACGCUGCCAUCGCUCGAGUGCCAGUACGCUGUUGCCCAGUGCAUUACCGACCACCCCGACGACGCUGUCGGCCAGGCCACCUGCCAUUCGGUUGUCUGCGGAUCGAAGAACGUCACGUCCCAGGUCUCGGCUUCGAGCAGCUCUUCGGCAUCUGCAACUCCCUCGUCGACGGGCUCUGCCUCGGGCAGCGCUUCCGCCAGCGCCGCCGCCACGACGACCGCAGCCAGCGCCGGCAUCGCCUUUGCCAAGACUUACGGUUCUGGCGCGCUGUUCGCCGGUCUGCUGGCGGCCUUCGGUUUCGCUCUAUAG